GAUCUCCUCCGUCAUCUUCACUCCUGCCACAUCAAUCACGAACGUCUCUUUCGAGAUUGGACAAUUGGACAUCAAAUACACUCGGCUGUUGAGUUUGAUCUUCUUUGAGCGUGAUCCCACAAAGCGCACGGCAAUCAGCGCGCUUUCAAAGCAUAUCACUGCGUUCGACGCUAAGAGUGGUGCAGCUCCCAGCCACCUUUAGGCUUGCGCCAAACCCAGCUGCGCUCGCAACCACGUUCGCAACAACCGUUCUCUACCAGAGCAUUGCGACUGUGGACACCCACUUCAUAGCGGCCACAGCGAACUCAUCAAGAUGCCGUAUCGUAUCGAACUCUCGGCCAACAACCGAGCCGGUUGUCAAGACAAAGUCUGCAAGGACAAUGCUGAGAAGAUCACCAAGGGUCAACUCCGCCUGGGAACUUACGUUGAGAUUAAUGGUCACGGCUCCUGGCGGUGGAAGCACUGGGGCUGCGUGUCUGGGAUGCAGGUCACGAACAUGCAGGAGACCGCCAAGGACCCCGGAACUGACGAGUAUGACUUCGAUCGGAUUGACGGCUAUGACGAGCUGAACGACCACCCGGAUAUUCAGGAGAAGAUCCGCCGCGUUAUCGAACAGGGCCAUAUUGAUGAGGAGGACUUCAAUGGUGACCCUGAGUACAACAAGCCUGGCCAAAAGGCUAUCCGUGGCCGGGCCAAGAAGGUCAAGGCUGAGGACAAGGAGGAGAAUGCAGAGGAGGAGGACGAAGCCCCAGUCACCAAGAAAAAGGCGCCGGCCAAGCGCGGCCGUAAGAAGGCAGCCGAUGAAGACGAGCAGGAGGAAGAAGCUGCCGAGCCGCCCAAGAAGAAGGCCAAGGGUGGCCGAAAGUCUGCAGCUGCCAAAGAGGAACCGGAGUCCGAGGAAGAGGCCAAGCCUACCAAGAAGGCUGGUCGCCCGGGACGCAAGUCAAAUGCCGUGAAGGACGAGGACGAGGCGGUGCCAGAUUCGAAGCCAGCCAAGAAGACCGCCGCCCGUGGUCGCAAGUCCAACGCCGUCAAGCAGGAGGACGAAGAGGAAGAAGCAGAGCCUGUGGUAACCAAGAAGCCCCACGGUCGCAGAGCAUCAAAGAAGGCUGCCACACCAAGCGAGGACGAGAUGGAGGCCGAGCCGUCCGCUGCUGAGGACGAGGAAGAAACCGAGAAGCCUGCUCCAAAGCCGAAGAAAGGUCGCCCUGGUCGCAAGUCCAAAGCGGCAGUUGAGGAAGAGGAGGACGAGGAGCCUGCCCCAGUUGCGAAGGCGAAGCGUGGCCGGCCCAAGAGAUCCUGAGCGGACCGGGUUACUGUCUACGACGACAAUCCCGGCGCUCAUGCAGAUGUGGCAGGCGUCCAUUUGACAACAGCCGUCACACUUAUGUCGGACAAUACCUGUGGAACAGGUGAGGGAUGUACCACGCCAAUACUUUGAGGGUAUCUGGAGGGCGUGAUUGAGGAGGCAUGUUUUCGGGCUCCAAGAAGAGUGUUUUUCUCCUGAUUUACUGUAUUACUUUGCAUGCAUCUGCAGCUCUGUUGCUGUAGGCAUGAUCCGGAGACGCCCACGUACAACUUUGAGAAGUCGGUCCAACAGGACGCGUAUGCAGGAAUGAAUAACAUGUGUUGCACUGCCGACAGCGA
Messenger RNA from Microdochium trichocladiopsis, 1647 nucleotides. RefSeq lists its product as uncharacterized. The record is from RefSeq and is a predicted model, not a curated record. Gene Ontology annotation, molecular function: zinc ion binding; DNA binding. The coding region runs from base 314 to 1303 and encodes 329 amino acids. Lineage: Eukaryota; Fungi; Ascomycota; Sordariomycetes; Xylariales; Microdochiaceae. The transcript has 6 exons.